Messenger RNA from Brassica oleracea var. oleracea, 762 nucleotides. RefSeq names its product RNA-directed DNA polymerase homolog. The record is from RefSeq and is a predicted model, not a curated record. NCBI's taxonomy places the organism in Eukaryota, Viridiplantae, Streptophyta, Magnoliopsida, Brassicales, Brassicaceae. The transcript is spliced from 2 exons. The coding region runs from base 10 to 762 and encodes 250 amino acids.
ACCAUUUCGAUGGUUAAGGAGGACGGUCAGCAGAAGCUGCAUGAUAUAUCAGUGGUCGCCGAGUACGAGGAUGUUUUUGAGCCUUUAAAAGGGCCACCACCAGCUAGAGCGGACGUUCUUACAAUAGAAGUAGAGCCAGGAGCAGCACCAAUUUCACGAGCUCCAUACCGUCUCGCACCAACUGAGAUGGCAGAGUUAAAGAAACAAUUGGAGGAGCUAUCUGAUAAGGGGUUUAUCAGGCCAAGCACGUCACCGUGGGGAGCACCAGUGUUGUUUGUGAAGAAGAAAGAUGGGAGUUUCAGACUUUGUAUAGAUUACAGAGGUUUGAACAAAGUGACCAUCAAGAAUAAGUACCCGCUCCCGCGUAUCGACGAGUUGUUGGACCAGUUGCAGGGAGCUUCAUGGUUCUCUAAGAUUGACUUGGCAUCGGGAUACCACCAGAUUGCGAUAGCUGAGGGAGAUGUGCGGAAGACGGCAUUCCGUACCCGUUAUGGACAUUACGAAUUUGUGGUGAUGCCAUUUGGGUUGACGAACGCACCAGCCGCGUUCAUGAAGCUUAUGAAUGAUGUAUUCCGUGAGCACUUAGAUAAGUGUGUGAUCGUUUUCAUAGAUGACAUUUUGGUUUAUUCUCAGAGUAGAGAGGAGCAUGCUGAACAUUUGCGAAUUGUGUUGGUCAAUGGACAGAGGGUUAAGCUCUACAUGGGAGCAACAACAGAGGAUGAGAGAACCUCAGUUCCUCUCUCCGAUCCCAUUCUCGCCUAG